AUGGAGGUCGUUAAGAUGCUAACUCCGCAAAACAUGUUCUACAUUGUUGUUGCCAAAAAAUACACCGGUCAAGAAGGACAUGUUCUUGAGCCGAUGUAUGAUUGCUAUCAUCACUCCGUAGUGCAUUCGUCUCCGAAAUCCACUAUGCUCUCGUUGAUGUACAGAUCCUGCUUAGUGGAUGCACUAACGGAAGAUAUAAGCAACGCCUCGCUGGCCGGUUUGUAUUGUGACAUAACGAAUACCCAUUCCGGACUAGUUUUAGAA
Ostertagia ostertagi is the source of this 264-nucleotide messenger RNA. The record is from the annotation of a GenBank genome assembly. Lineage: Eukaryota; Metazoa; Nematoda; Chromadorea; Rhabditida; Trichostrongylidae.